UGCCAGCGGAGGAGUGGAUGGCCUCUGUAAUAAAAAUACACGAAGAGAAUUGAGGAAAAGGAGAAGAUUGGCCGAGGGUAAAAGCCAACAACACGGCGAUUUGUUCCUUUCUUCACAUCCCGGGGCUCCACCGUGGAAGUAGACGCCUUUUUAAAACACGCUGGGAUGUAUUUUCGCUGCUGCACCGAGGGCUCAGGCUGAAAUGCUAUGUUAUGUGUGGCUUUCUUGGUUUUUUUUCAGCAGACAGAGGGAGAUAACUGUACUGUAUCCCAGCCUAGCGGAUUGGAGUGAAAGUCCGCCAUAUUCUGCCUUACCACGCCCGGGAGUCGAGCCAUUGGAAAAUAAACGGACAGCUUUAUUUACAUGUGUUUCCCGGCUGUUUUCUCCAUCCGCAGACAAUAACUUGAACACAAGUGGGUUUUGCUGAUUGGAAAAUACCAACAUUGAAGACUUUAAACAGAGAGUGGCUGGGUACGGAUGGCAAUGCUUCAUAGUUAACGAGAUCACCCCGAGCAGCACGGAAGAUGUGUCUUUAAAGGAUCUGUUGAUCAUAUUGAGAAGGAAAAGCAGAUUACACCAAUUAAGAUUGCACUGAUAUUCAUCUCAAGCCGCUUUGGACACUUAUUUUAAAACUGUCUGGAGGCACAGAAAGCGAACCGAAACGGGGGGAGGGGGGUUAGUGAUAAUUUGUCAAAUAUCUCAUUUCUCCCAGCACAAUCUGUGCAGUCUACAGACUCAUUAUAAAGGGCGUCCACGCGUUAUUUCACCACACGCAGGCCUGUAUGAGGACGUUUUUUGGCAUUCACAGGCCUCGGUUGUUGUUUUGUGAACGGAUUUGAAAGCUGAAUGAAUCACUGAAAGGAAACGGAGUGUUUUUUUUACUUGAAACAAUCCAUUUAAAAAACUGAGAAAAUGACCCUGGAAUCCAUAAUGGCGUGUUGCCUCAGUGAAGAGGCGAAGGAAGCCAGGCGGAUCAACGACGAGAUCGAGAGGCAGCUCCGCCGGGAUAAGAGGGACGCUCGCCGGGAGCUGAAACUGUUGCUUCUCGGCACUGGAGAAAGUGGGAAGAGCACAUUCAUCAAACAGAUGAGGAUUAUUCACGGUGCCGGGUACUCUGACGAGGACAAACGAGGCUUCACUAAACUGGUCUAUCAGAACAUCUUCACAGCCAUGCAGGCCAUGAUCCGAGCCAUGGAGACGCUCAAGAUCCCCUACAAAUACGAGCACAACAAGGGCAACGCCAACUUGGUGAGGGAGGUGGACGUAGAAAAAGUCAACAUGCUCGAUAACCCUUAUGUAGACGCAAUCAAGAGCUUAUGGAACGACCCGGGCAUCCAGGAGUGCUACGAUCGAAGGAGGGAGUACCAGCUGUCUGACUCCACCAAAUAUUAUCUGAAUGCGUUGGACCGGAUCGCAGAGCCAACGUACCUUCCCACCCAGCAGGACGUGUUGAGGGUUCGAGUCCCCACAACGGGCAUCAUCGAGUACCCGUUUGACCUGCAGAGUGUCAUCUUCAGGAUGGUGGAUGUGGGAGGUCAGAGGUCAGAGAGGAGGAAGUGGAUCCACUGCUUCGAGAAUGUCACAUCCAUCAUGUUCCUGGUGGCGCUGAGCGAGUACGACCAAGUGCUGGUGGAGUCGGACAACGAGAACCGGAUGGAGGAGAGUAAAGCUCUGUUUAGGACAAUAAUCACAUACCCCUGGUUCCAAAACUCCUCUGUCAUUCUGUUUCUCAACAAGAAGGAUCUGCUGGAGGAGAAGAUCAUGUACUCUCAUCUGGUCGACUACUUUCCAGAGUAUGAUGGUCCUCAAAGAGAUGCUCAGGCUGGACGAGAAUUCAUCCUCAAGAUGUUUGUGGACCUGAAUCCAGACAGCGAUAAGAUCAUCUACUCUCACUUCACCUGCGCCACCGACACAGAGAACAUCCGCUUUGUCUUUGCCGCUGUCAAAGACACCAUCCUGCAGCUCAACUUAAAGGAGUACAACCUGGUGUAGAGCGAGGAGGAGCAGGACGGGGCCGCCGACACACUGACUGACACAAUCUGUGAAGAUAAAGAUCACACUCAUGAGAAAAAAAUUUAAUGGUUGCAGAAUAUUAAUUUAUUUGCAAUUUUGUUGAUCUCUUGGACUCCGAGGGGUUGCAAAAAAAGUUUUAUCUUGCUAUUUAAGAAGGUAAUGAAAUGUAAUGAGGGGGGUGGAUAUUUGUAGGACUUUGCUGUCGAACAUGGGCGGCAACAAUCCUCAUUUUUAGGCUUUGCGCAUUGUGAAGUUUGGCUUCUUUUGUUGAAUUUUUUUGACAAAAAAAGAAAACUACUUUGUGCACUCAAGGUUACGGUGUGAAGAGAAUUACAGUGAAUGCAAUGAGCUCCCCCUCUCUGCCUUUUUAUAUACAAGAAGGAAAAGAAGGUUUUCAUCCCUUUUAUUAAUGCUCUCUCCUCAUAGGUCGAUAAAUCUGAGGCUUUGUCCUGGAAAAGACAUAACUCAUCUCUUAUUGACAGCAAAAAGAGAUAAUUUUAAAUUCUCUGACAUUGACUCCGUAUCAAUCUACUUCAAUUCUUGUUAUUAUUACAUUGCAUUAACUUUGGUACCAUUCAGUGAGCUGAGCAUGUGUCACCGCGUAAGUAUAUGCCCCAGAAUUAUUCGGAACAAGCCUUUGUCAUGACUUACAUGACAGACACAUGACAGCAACAAAGAAACUGGAAAGUUUGAGCUCUAAGUGAGGAAAGAUUGUCAAAAUGAAUGAUACUUCUACGCUUUUUCAAUACCACCAGUUUUAAACACAGUCUCCAUUUAUAAAUGAUUGAAUAUUACAAAAAAGUGCUGGGUUGCACCAGCUAUGUUUAGCUCUACUUCAGAGAUGAUGAGUGUGUUUACAAGGACUUGAGUAUCUUGGCUAUGAGCCUUAUCCUGGUUUUGAUCUACUGUGUUUACAUGAGCACAGAGAAACCUGGUUCUUUAUAUCUGUAUACAUCUUAUGAAUGUGAGACAAAUUUAAUUAACCACUUAGAAAGUUUAGCUGAGACUUUAACAGAGUUAAACAAUCCUGCAAGUGAAUUCAUCCUCUGCAUAACUGUCCCGAAAACAACUUGAGAAAAAGGGAGGUAUGUGGAAACACUGGUAGCUCAACAGUUACUUUGGAAAGAAUACCAGAAGAGCUAUCGUAUCUACAUUUCAGGUGUAGGUUAUCUGGACAGACUUAGCAGGAAGCUUACCAUGUCUAUUCAGCUUUGGCUUACAGGGCUUUGAACUCUCCCUAACCCAUAGUAUGAGCGACCAUUCUCUGUCUUAAAGUCCCUGUAAGGUGAAAUCCAAACUUUGUGUCUUAGCACACUAGAUAUGUUGGAAUAAGGUUGCUAUAAAUGUGUGAAAACACUGAGAUCUAUGGUGACUGAGUCCGUUAGAAAGUUGUUAACCUCUUUCCUGGCUUGGUUUUAUUUCAGCAGGGCAAAUAUCUGAGCCCAUGACAAUACCAAUCUUGAUUGUGAAUUACCCCCCCCCCCCCCCCCCCG
Messenger RNA from Cheilinus undulatus (humphead wrasse), 3506 nucleotides. Its product is annotated as guanine nucleotide-binding protein G(q) subunit alpha. Gene Ontology annotation, biological process: phospholipase C-activating dopamine receptor signaling pathway; adenylate cyclase-modulating G protein-coupled receptor signaling pathway; action potential. The transcript has 7 exons. The record is from RefSeq and is a predicted model, not a curated record. Gene Ontology annotation, molecular function: GTPase activator activity; GTPase activity; guanyl nucleotide binding. Gene Ontology annotation, cellular component: heterotrimeric G-protein complex. NCBI's taxonomy places the organism in Eukaryota, Metazoa, Chordata, Actinopteri, Labriformes, Labridae. Bases 913 to 1992 code for a protein of 359 amino acids.